Molecule: messenger RNA, 1155 nt
Organism: Sordaria macrospora k-hell
Lineage: Eukaryota; Fungi; Ascomycota; Sordariomycetes; Sordariales; Sordariaceae
Source: RefSeq, a predicted model, not a curated record
AUGGGUCGCCACGUCUGCCCAGAAGAUUGUGAGCUUCACAAAAUUUGCAUUGGACCAGCGUGCGAAUGCCGCAAGCAGGACGGCCGCCCAACAUCCUGCUACCCGUGUAGGCUGGCCAAGACGGCUUGCCGACCGGGAUUGAGGGGAGGAGGGAUGUGCGGGCGGUGUUUGAGAAAGGGCAGCCCUCACCACUGUAAUAGACGUGGUGGUGAGGGCGCUCAAGGCGAGGGUAGGCCUGCCGACCGUCACGGCCCUCAGUAUCCGGUGGACUUUGGUCCCAACACCGGUGAGGCGCUGCUGGCGGGAGGGAUGGAGGCACCCUCACCAAUCCUUCAGCAGCCAACCCCCCCGGAAUCAGUCCGGUCCGCCUCUAAUGAGCCGGGUCCGGUACUGUUUCUGGGUUCCACGCCUCCUCCCCUCUCGGCGCCUACACUUACUCCUGCUCCCUUCCGUCCUAAUGCUUCGACUUUCCCUCCUCCAGCUUCCCCUGAUCCUACGGUUUCCCAUCCCGUUCCCGGUUUCUCUCCUGCCGCGGCUCUUCCUUUCGCGGCCGUGCAGUCUCCCGCCGCUGGUCUCUCUCCUGCUUUCGCUCCUUCCGUUCCGGCACCCAUUUCUUCCGAUCGCAUAUUCAGCCCUUUUGCCUCCGCCCCACAAUGUGAUUGCCCCUUAAGGUUGACCCGGGCGAAAGACGGAAUUGAACCUCAAUUGGCUGCAAACAACCACAAUUUUCUCGUCCGCCCUGUCCUUCUCGCGGAACAAGAGCUAGUCGACGCUCUCAGCCAAGUUUCGUGCUGUGUGCAUUGUUUUGAGCGCUACAAAAGGAGCCAGCUGCAUCUUAUGGAUAUUUGCCGUCUAAUAAUGAAAGGAGUGGCCGCAUUGACGGGACGUGUGUUGCCCAAAGCCCGGUGGUUAAAGCCUGAGGAGAAGGGCGACACCCUUCAGGUGUUGUUAACUUUUAUUGCUUUCCUGCGGCAAUUUGGCGAGCGGGAGCCUGCAGUGGGAGUCAUCGGUUCAGUCACCAGUUUGUUCAGUGACUUCAAACGAAACUGGAGCUACCACUACGUAGCUAGCACUCCCAGGUGGGCUAGAGCAUCGUCACCGAGCUCUAGUCUCCGUCUACGACCAUUCAACAAAAUCACAAUCAGCGUCGACUAA